AUGAAUGCAGCCCCUCCACCCUGGCGGGCUUCCGCUACGCCUCAGUAUCCAUCAAAUGCUACCCCUGCCUUCAUACCCGUCCAAGCACGCCGUAGUCUGGCGCCCCAAGCCCAACCUGUAGAAUCAAAACCAACAAAACCAGCGGUAGCGGCACCUGCUGGUUCUGCCGGCGAAAAGAAAAGGGUUGAGUGGCCCUCAGGAGUGCGUCAAUAUGUGCAGCGAAGUUUUGUACCAGAAUAUCAGAUUGCGGGUAUUACCCGAGAAGACAUGGAGAAAAAACUAAAACAGAUCAUCACCGACGCGGCAGAAAGCAACAACCUCAACAACGUCAACUGGGACGCGCUUCCGUUGCCCCAGGAAAUGAUUCGAGAUGAGCGAAAUAGAGGCACAGUGCAGCAUCAAUCUCUACCCCCCGAGAAAACAGUAGAUACUCACCCCGAACGCCAGCGAAUAGAGAAGCAUUCCCCGAAAAGAAAAUCAUCAGAGAUGUCCACGACAGAGGAAAACAUGGACAAUGUUCCACCCUGGCGAAGGAAAGCUAACAGUCGCACUGAAAUUGAUUAUCGUAUUAGUGCCCAAGCCCCCCCUACUGACAAACGGAGACGAACAGAUUUUCAUGAUAGUAAUAUUGCCACCAAAAAUUCAAGUAAGUUCAACAGUAUUUUGGAAAAUCGGAAACGGCGUUUCGAGGAUGCGAAUAGUGGCCCUCAAGGGAUGCACAACGUUCGGUCGCCAUACGAGCAAUCGCCGACAAGACAGGCAGAUGAGGGACCGAUCAUCGGGCGCUGUCAGAAUCUGGAAAAGAAUUACUUUCGACUUACUGCGCCACCAAAUCCAGACACAGUGCGACCACUACCCAUCUUGAAAAAGACGCUUGAUUUGCUAAAGAAGAAAUGGCGGGCAGAGAACAACUACAACUACGUUUGUGAUCAAUUUAAAUCCAUGCGGCAAGAUUUGACUGUUCAACACAUCAAGACGGAGUUCACAGUCAGCGUGUACGAGAUCCAUGCUCGAAUUGCGUUGGAGAAGGGGGACCUUGGUGAGUAUAACCAGUGCCAGACACAGUUGUUGGCACUGUAUGCCAAAAAUCUUGGAGGCCAUCCCAUGGAAUUCAAGGCGUAUCGUAUUCUUUAUUUCAUUUAUACCCGCAAUCGGACAGCCAUCAACAACGCGCUGGCGGAUCUCACCGCCGCAGAGGCGGCGGAUCCAGCCGUGAAGCAUGCGUUGGACGUGCGUUCGGCGCUUGCGCUGGGCAACUACCAUCGGUUUUUCCAGCUGUACCUUGAUACACCCAAUAUGGGAGCGUACCUGAUGGACAUGUUUGUUGACCGAGAACGAUUGCAUGCGCUCGCUCAUAUAUGUAAAGCGUAUAAACCUGACAUCAAUAUCAGAUUUGUUACUGAGGAGCUGGGGUUUGAGUCUGAUGAGCAGGCGGCCCGCUUCCUCCUGGACCACGUGCCCGAGGAGCUGCUUCAAGAGAAGCCAGAAGGCGUCAGACUUGUCACUGCAAAGGCACAGCCGUUCUUUGAAGCCGCCAAGGCUGAGAAGCACGGAGUGGUUGACCUCAAAGGGCAGAUCUAA
Messenger RNA from Ophidiomyces ophidiicola, 1581 nucleotides. RefSeq lists its product as uncharacterized. The record is from RefSeq and is a predicted model, not a curated record. Gene Ontology annotation, cellular component: nucleus. The coding region runs from base 1 to 1581 and encodes 526 amino acids. NCBI's taxonomy places the organism in Eukaryota, Fungi, Ascomycota, Eurotiomycetes, Onygenales, Onygenaceae. The transcript has 3 exons.